This is a messenger RNA of Pocillopora meandrina, 2820 nucleotides long. The record is from the annotation of a GenBank genome assembly. Lineage: Eukaryota; Metazoa; Cnidaria; Anthozoa; Scleractinia; Pocilloporidae.
AUGUGGAGAACGGAGCUUCAAGACUUCAAGGAAGAAUUUCAACUUAUACAAUUCCGUUUAAUCUACUCAAACUCUGGCGAUUUUGCCGAGUCUCCGGUAAGAGUGUCAUCGAUUUCGAGUAUCAGCAAAUGUCGCCAUUGUUCGUGUAUUUGCAUGAGCAGCCAUCGGCUUUUUCUUGUUACUCUGUAUCUUUUUUUAGAUGAGUACAUACUUCUCAGUCUGAACUCAGAUAGUCAGUUAAAGAAUCUCUGAAUACUUUCACUUAAACUGUGUGUAAUGUCGACACUAAAGCUAGUAGCGGUUUCCUGUUAAGUCUUCGAACAGAUUCAUCGAUCUUCAAUCGUCUGAAUCAAGACAGCAAAUAAUUUCGCUCGUAUGACUUCAUUCAUUUUUCGGGAGAGAUUUUUGAAAACAGUAGAUCUUAGUAUUUCGAAAAUCAACUUUAAGGCCCAUACACAUGUAUUAAUUACAAUAUUGUGUCCAAACAUCGCUAGGAUUUCGAAUUUUUUACUUGAGAUAGCAUUAGAUUAUUUUCUCGGAUAGUCACUAUUCUAAUUUGUUGAUUUUAAAUUUAGCAUAUAGAAUAGUUCUCAUUAAAUUAUCGGCUAUCGUUUAAAGAGAUCGAUCAGUGAGGUACAUAUAGAGGUUUAACUGUUUUCAUUUGUCGACACUUCCAUUACUUUCCUCUUUGAUUAUACUUAAGAAAACGACAUACUCGACCCGGAACUCUUCACUAUAUAAUUAAACUAUAAAAAGUACUUAUGUGUAUAUUUUUCGACGCUUCGCUGGAUUUACGGCUUCAACUCAGUUUAUCCAGAAGUUUUUAAGUAUCAUCACUCAUUUCAAUUUCGUUUCGAGGACGAGCGUCCAAAUUUUUUUUUCGAACUUUACUAACAGUAUCCAGAUAAAAAAAAAUGUACAUAGUCCAAGGUCUAGAGCACAUUCAUAAACCUAGCUUAAACCAAAAGACAACAAAGCGCCGUCUUAAAUAAUCGUGGCUUGGAAGAGUGAAAGAUCUACUGGUACCAGAAGCUCACAGAAGGUGACAAAUCCACAUAAUUUUGACGAAAACACAUCGUUUGAUUUUUUUUUAAUGUCGUGAUGUACUUCAAUCGUGUUUGUUAGCGCCCAAUUUUUCACCCAAAUUAUUUCUGAGAACGGGCUUCACUCGAAAAUUAUCAUGAAAACUCCAUUAACAAUUAGUACGCAACUUUGAUGAUGUGUCACGCGAUCGAUUGAGUUUUCAGCUGAUUACCAUUCCUUCUCCAGCUAUAAUUAUGAAUAAAUUAGUUAUUUGGAUAUGCGUGACCUGAAAUUUAAUAUCCUUUCAAGAAGUAAGAGCCUUUUCUUGACUGAUAUAAUUCUUAUGCAAUUGCAAAAUUUCAGAAAGUACCAAAUGUUGGUUACCGUACCCGACUUAACCGAAUUUGCUAACAGUUAUUCACAACUCACUGAUUUGAUUAGCAACAGCCAACCUGUAAAGGUUAGAAGCUCGCAUGCUUUCACUGUAUAGCCCAGUAAAUUCAAAAGCUAGUUUGUUUGAAUUAAAAUCUUCUCCCUCUAUUUAAGACCAGAAAUAUAAUAAAUAUGUUACUAACUUCGUAUUCUCGGUACUUGCUGUAAGGAACGUUGUUUUUUUUGCGCUCAGAUUUAUGGCCCACUCGUUUCGCACUUGGGCCAUAAAUCUGGGCUAAAAAACCCAGUCCUUAAGUUACAGUACGGACCUCAAACUCAGUUAACAAGAACUAUGUAUAUCACAGUUAUUAUUUCCAAAAAACCCUUCAAAAUUGAAGGAAAUUUUCCUCUCUGUUUCAGUGGUUUAAUGUUUCCGUGAUAUUCACAUACCGCCUUAUAGUUGCUGUUUACUGCCUCGCCUGGAUUAUUUACAGCGGUUUUCAUCCAGCUAACAAAAAUCACAAGUGGUUUAUUUACCUCACCAACUGGAGUUUCUUGUUUGUGACAUUAUACUUCGUAUUAUCCACUGUAAUAACAGCGGUGUACUACAGAGGCGAAUGCAGACAGGGCGAAUAUGAAAUCAGAAGUCCAGAACCAAUUCCCUUGAGGCGAUCUCGUUCAGGAAUUUCGCGUUCAUCAGACAUAGAUACACGCGAUAAGUCGCGUGAAGAGACACGCGCGAAGUCAGAAUCUCGAGAUUCCACGCGAGAGAAAGCUAGAAGUCGAGAGGAGGUUAAAGCUUCGGUAAAUCCGCUGGAAGUUAUGCAAGAGCUUCCUAUGUCUCGUUAUCAUGAAGCAUUAUGGGUAAUAUACAACAUUGCUGCAAAUACGGCCUUACUCAUUACUGCAACAAACUGGGACUACUCUGAUUUUCAAAUGGAUGGAUUGAUAGUUACCACUCAAAUCCUCAAUACUGUUUUUAUUUUGAUCGAGACUUUACUGGGAACAGUUCCACUUCGUUUAUUUCACGUAAUUCAUCCAAUGCUUUUUACUACUGUCUACAUCAUGGUUACUGUAGUUUACUGGGCGAAUGGGGGUACAAACAUCUUAGGUCAACCUUAUAUUUAUUCAAAAUUAGACUACAGCGGAAAUCCAACGCAGAGUAUUGGGACCAUCCUUGGGUUUUUCUUUGUUGGUCAUCCGCUGACCCAACUUGUUUUAUUCAUUGUGUUUCGGGUUCGGCAUUGGUUGAGCAAGAAAUUUAGCAAAAAACUUAUUUGGUGAAAGGAAGGAAAAAUUCAAUACACCACCAGGUGAAAUUUUAUCAAGAUUUUUCCUCUGUUUGACACUUUGAUAAUAGUAAAUCUUAGAUUUGCCGGUGUCAUCCAUAAGUCUUAAAUCUUAAGCUUAAAAUAAAGUGUUUUC